Diprion similis is the source of this 3677-nucleotide messenger RNA. RefSeq names its product zinc finger E-box-binding homeobox 1. The transcript has 2 exons. Bases 1251 to 3266 code for a protein of 671 amino acids. Gene Ontology annotation, cellular component: nucleus. Gene Ontology annotation, biological process: regulation of transcription by RNA polymerase II. Gene Ontology annotation, molecular function: DNA-binding transcription factor activity, RNA polymerase II-specific; RNA polymerase II cis-regulatory region sequence-specific DNA binding. NCBI's taxonomy places the organism in Eukaryota, Metazoa, Arthropoda, Insecta, Hymenoptera, Diprionidae. The record is from RefSeq and is a predicted model, not a curated record.
AUGUUAUUAUUAUACAUCCGAUGAAUCGUCACUAGCUUCAAGUGUGUACUGUGUGAUUGAUCAGAAAGUUAAUUGCCGAAUUAAAGCAGCUCGACGAGAAUAUUGACUGCUUUGUAUAAGUAUUUAUAAUAACAAUUUAAUAAUCUGUAAAAGACACCGGUUUUUACCGACCAGGAUAUUUCACCGAUCGAAUAAUUGCUGGGUACUCAAAGUACUCGGUAUCGCAUAAAAAUAAUAAAAAUCAACCAUCGCGGUUACCAUCGAACACCAUACAGUGACGUUUUUCUGCGGACUGUGAACUACCGGUUUCGUCGAGCGCAGUAAAUCGAGUGCGGUGAUGAAAAUAAUCGGUUAUAAUCGUUGAGAGUGUGAAAAAAAAGAUAUCAUCGAUAAAGUAAGAAAUCGGUGUCCGAGCUGCAGAGAGCAGUCAUGUGGAAAGUGUUUGGUACCUCUUCUCGUUCGCACCGAGAUUCGAAUAUACGAGGGGACGUAAUUGAAAGCGUCGAUCGGGAUGAUCGUGAUUUAUAGCCGAACCUAAUCGUUCGUUUUCAGUUCUUCUAUUCAGAUUCUCCUUUUUACUUCUUCGCAAGUUUCACGCUUCAAGACAAUAAAGUACACCGCGUGUUUCCUCCAGCCUUUUCAUCGCAGAUUUGCUAUGUUCCUUGGAAAUGGUGGCUCGUUACUGUCAUCGUUCGGAUUACCAGCUGGACACACUUCCAGCCUUCUGAUCUGCGCGGACGUUUCUGGUGUCUGCUGAUCGGACAGCAGUUUGUGUCUUAGAAUCAAAGGUUCUCUCUGCUAUCCUGAAGACGACAUCCUGCAGGACGAAUCGAAGUGCGAGAAACCGUGGAACUGUGUUUUAACAUCGGAACGGACGCCAGCCGGCUUCGACUUCUUCGACUCUUCUCAGCACCGCGUUGCUUCAACGCCACAGCAACGCCCCCUACUUCUCUGCCUCGUCGUCUUCUCUCUCUCUCUCUCUCUCUCUCCCACACUCGGCGCUGAUGGUUCUGAUAUCAUCAACCGGUUUUUAAGGGUUCUCGAGGAAAAAAACAAACGAAAAACAACACCGCACGAGCCGAGGAUGCGAAGUAGGAUCGCUGCGCGGAAGAUUCUGGUAUCCGACGGCAGAUAAGAACCCUCUAGGAAGUGGAGGUGGAAGUAUAAGGACUGACUUCUUGUCCCGGGGAAUAGGAUAACGAGUCGAUCCAUCCGUCGAGAAUCGAGUCCCGUCAGCCGAAUCCCCCGAAAUGGAUAUAACGGAGGCGUUCGCGCCGGGCGGAGGAAACGAGGACCUUGGCAAAACGGAUUUCUUCGACUUUGUGGUGUCGCCUGCUCCGCACGGGGCGUCGGGUGACGGAGUUUCGGAUGAGGAGGGCUUCCUGCACCGUUCGGCGUGCCGCAGCAUAGGCGUGAGUUUCCUAGACGGUCCGCGGCACCAGGACACGCACGAUUUACGCCACGAUCUCCACGGCUCGCCAUUCGUCAAGGAGACGAACAACAAUACGCUGACGGCGCUGCCGCCGGUCUCUACGAUCACCGGUUCGCUGACGCACCACCACCACCAACACCACAACCACAGAAGCCAUAACUGCCCGACGCAGCAGAACGCCGACGUCACGAUGCAAGAGCAGCCAUCAACAGACUGCGACUACUGGGGCGACGAGGGCAAGGAGCAAACUUGCAGCAUAUUCCUGGAGGACCUUAGCAAGUACAACUGCUGGUCGACAGGCAGCAACUCGGGCCACGGCCAGAGCCAUGAUUCGAUAGUUCAGAGCGAGGCUGCGGGACGUGGCUGCUCCGGGUCCCAUCGGCAGAACACCGACGGUGCGAUCUACACCCUGACGGUACUGAAUAACGACGCAAACUCGAUGGACGCCCUCGACUGCUGCAAGAGCCCGCCGCCACCCUCGUCGGACUCUUGGCCACUACGGCCCAACCUGGACCUCGACGCCAUCCUGAACCUCGACCCCGCCAACGACCACGAACACGAAAACGUCACGGAGAGCUCGCGACGCGAUAGUUUCCACAUCAUUCCCGUGGCCGGAAUGGGCUCCCAGUACUCAACCGACGACAGUGGUUUCGUCGAGAGCAAGGAGCUCUGCGUAAGGGGUGGACAGACGCCGGCCCACCAGACCGGCGACAAUAACAACGACUGGAAGCUCUCUGACCAGAACCACCUGCCGGAGGGCGGAAGCACCGGCGACUCCGCCGAGAGCCUCCUGCGCAGUGCGCUUCAGGGAAAACUCUACUCCGGCGCGUCAACCCAGGCGGUGUCUUCAUCCUCAUCAACGACUUCCCAGACUCCGAGUCUGGCGCUCCAGGGAACGACGUCUAGCACUCCCCACGUCCAGAUCAUCGCCGACCACCAGCCCGCCGACGAGGCGAUGCACCCUUGCACCGAAGAGGACCUCCUCCUCUCACAACUCGAUGCGACAACCUACCGACCUGGGGACUACGAGAAGCUAAAGAGUAUAGCGAACGAGGUCGUUGAGUACUGUAGGAUCGAGCCGGUCUGCAACGUCUCCGCAACAACGACGGUCAUGUACACCCUAGACCCCGCCAGCGGGAGCCUCGGGACGAUCACACUUCCGGCUGAUUUGAGCCAGAUGGGAACCGUGACCGUGGUCACUGCCGGUGGGCAGCGGGACGCCGUUAUAGGGCAGCCGCAAACCGCCGUCAGGACCGAAACUGAGGCUGCCCCGAGCCAGAUUCAAAUUUCCCCAACACGAGCGGCACCGGCAUCGACUUCCGGCGCGUCUAAGCCAACCAAGAAGUACAUGAGGCGGGGGAACAGGAACGGCAGCGGAGGUGGCGCCGCGGCCGGUGGAACGGGGAACUCGAACGGCACGCAACAACAGGGCAGCGGGUCGCCGGGCAGCGUUCAGCGCAAAGAGCGUUCACUCCACUAUUGCAGCAUAUGCAGCAAGGGCUUCAAGGACAAGUACAGCGUCAACGUUCACAUCAGGACGCACACCGGGGAGAAACCGUUCGCUUGCUCGCUCUGCGGGAAGAGCUUCAGGCAGAAGGCGCACCUUGCGAAACACUACCAGACUCACGUGGCUCAGAAGCCAGCCGGCGUUGCUGCCCCACCGACGCCAGCGCCAACACCACCAGCGCCACCCGCGGCGACCGUGCAAACUACGCCUGUGACUGCCCCAGCGAACGGAAGCCCAGCGGCUUCCGUAUCGGACGCUAAUUCCGCGAGCCGGAGCCAGAGCAGCAACGAUCAGAAUCCUAAUUCGUGCAAUUCCAGCAGCAGCUAGCCGGGGAUUGAUGACUGAUGUCGUGGAGAGAGUCUGAGAGGCAGGAAUAGGCGCGGGUGGUUUUGGUUUUGAUCGUUUUUGGGGAAUCAUUCCACCUUGCAAUGGAGGCGAGGAGCGGAUGCGAUUCAUCUGCAAUGGCGGCGAUGCUACGCUGGUAGUCGGCGCGCCGAGCGCAGACUCGAAAGUACCUAUUUUACAUACGUAUGCAGAAAAUUGAAAAGGUCUUUAUUAUCGAAAUCCUAUUAGAUACGCUACAUUUGUAAUGCGCUUAUGGCGAAAGCGAGCGUGUAGGUGUUAUAAUGAUAAGAAAAGCGGAGGUUUUCUUUUAUUUUGUGUGUAUUUCUGCAUAGUUACUGGGAAACGAUCGAAUUUAGAAGUUGAAUCAUUUUUUAAAUGUGUUGAUUGUGGAUA